AUGGCGAGCCACAACGAUCCCAAACUGCUCUAUGCGAUCAAGGGCAUCAAGGCAUACCACAUUCAAGAUGGCCAGGAGCAGGACCUGACACCUUCGGGACCACAGACAUUAUCCUUGUUGAUGGUCCCAACGAGCUCCCACUUCGCUCCCACGACCAUGGGCGCCAACGAGGUUCCUGACGAAGACUUCUACCUGCAUUUGAACCUCCCACCGGAGCUCGAUCUGCCUCUUCCAGCAACGACACAGGUGUACCACCAACCACCACACAGCUAUCUUAUACCUAGAUGGGAUCUGGGAACGGGUGCUGGCGCAUUCACACGAAUCGAGUUCCCACCCCUCGGCUACGGCGUUACGCAGGACGAUGUCGACACCUUCGAGACCAUUCUCGCACAGUGCACUGCCUUCCUCGAACGAGCCAGACCUCCAAUGCCAACCCGACCAAGCUUUAAUGAGAAGGGAGGAUACAAUCCAACAGAUUAUGCCCCCGGUGGCCGGUACGCUGUGGAUGACAAAACGGGCAGGAAGCAUGGCGAGAUCGUGCUGAUUGACGAGGACAACGGCUCAGUGGUUGGCGAGCUGGGAGAAGGCGCUCAAGUCAUCGAAGACUCCAAGCUCAAGCCAGGUUCCAAAGAUCCCGUUGAGGUCCAGGUCAGUGCAGAUGGCAAGACGAUUGAAGUGCGCCCAGUCUCGGAAGAAUACCUGCGCAUGGCCAGACAUCCUGCCUACAAAUCGAGUAGCAUUGUCCAGAACGCCGCGACCGCAUCGCGCUUGAUCGUUACGGGAAGCUCAUACGUCGGCAACAUGCUAGCCAGCGGCGCAGACAACUUCACGCAGAAGACCAAGCCGAUCGCGAAGCCGAUGGAAUUCAAGCCAGCCACACACGAGCGAGUGCGCAAGAUCAACACAUUCACGCAGAAGACUGCAAGUGUCUCGAACAAGACCGUCGGCUCGAUAACGAACACUGUUCAGAACAUUGCAGCGAAGGCAUCAGGGCAUAAGGGCGACAGGCCUCACAAGGGCUACGAUGAGAAGGGCAGACCUCUGAGUAAGGACGAUUACAAGCCCGGCUUCCUCAAUAAGAGCAUGAUCGCCUUCUCGACAGUCAUGGACGGCAUCGCCACAGGGGGCAAGACUCUUCUCGAGACCGGCGGUGCAGCAGCAAGUACAGUUGUCGGCCACCGCUACGGCCAAGAAGCUGGGUCGAUUACAGCUGGUCUUGCUGGUGGAGUGAAGAAUGUAGGUCUCGUCUACAUUGACGUGACUGGUGUGUCGCGGCGAGCAGUCAUCAAGUCUGUGGCCAAGGGUAUGGUCGUUGGCAAGGUACGAGGCGGAGGUGAGAUCGUGGUCGGAGGAGGUGACGGCGGCGAGAUAUCCACUGAGGAGCUCAAGAAGAUGGAAGCGCAGCAAAGUAGUAGUGUUGCUGCCGACCACGGAGGCUUCCAGCCGCAGGGUGGCGCGUACGAUCCUGUUGGCUUUGGCUCUUCUGCGCCGCCGACGUACCAAGAGUUUGGACAGCCAGGUGCAUCGGAGAAGCGAUAG
Molecule: messenger RNA, 1539 nt
Organism: Fulvia fulva
Lineage: Eukaryota; Fungi; Ascomycota; Dothideomycetes; Mycosphaerellales; Mycosphaerellaceae
Exons: 1
Coding region: 1-1539 (512 amino acids)
Biological process (GO): cell division
Cellular component (GO): plasma membrane
Source: RefSeq, a predicted model, not a curated record